AUGACUGAUUCAAUGCAUUAUUCAUUAUCCGAACACAAUCGAAAGACAUUUUGUUACCAAUUAAUUAUUCAUGAUAUUCUUCAAUGGAUAUUAUACUUAAAAACUCUUUCAGAAUUAUUCCAGUCAACAUUAUUUGGAUAUUUAAUACCAUUUAAUAAUCGAACUUUAUCAGAUAAUGAUAAAACAAAUGUUGAUAAUAAUCAAAUUCGCACACAAAGCAAUAAACCGUCUUCAAGUACAACGCAAAAUAACGAACAAACAGUCACAAUAUCAACUACUACGGUAAAUCGAUCGUCUCCUCAAACCAGAUUCGAUGAGGUUGUAUUAGUUCAGCAUACACAAGAUACUAAAGCUCAUAAUAAAAAAGGUUUACACCCAUUUUUUUAUAAAGGUAAUAAUAGCACAGUGUCUCUUGUAUGGUUAAUUAGCGAUAUGGAAAUGAACCAGAUUGGUAACAGAAUACAAGAUAAACUUGGCGAGCGAUUUAUAUUCUUUGACGAUAAAUACAAAUGUUUGGAAUAUAUUCAAUCUAAGUCAGAUACAACCAUCUUUUUGGUUACAUGCGAUAAAUACGCUCAAGACUUAAUUCUCAUUGUUCAUGAUUUAUCUCAAAUAUAUUCAUUGUAUAUUCAUUGCGAUAACAUUGAUAUUCAAUCGUUAAAAUUAUGGUCUGAAUCUUAUCCAAAAGUAUGGGGUGUAUUCAGCAUCGAAGAGAGUUUGUUGUAUAAAUUAGCACUGGAUCUAGCAUUAUAUUAUAUAAAACAAGGUGAUGAGUAUAACCGAUCAGAAACAUCAUAUCCAUCUGUCAAAGAUGGUCGGGUAAAGAUCAAUUUUAAGUCAAAAGCACAAAAUACAACAACAUUUGUAGCAUAA
This is a messenger RNA of Didymodactylos carnosus, 873 nucleotides long. The record is from the annotation of a GenBank genome assembly. Lineage: Eukaryota; Metazoa; Rotifera; Eurotatoria; Philodinida; Philodinidae.